Molecule: messenger RNA, 996 nt
Organism: Polychytrium aggregatum
Lineage: Eukaryota; Fungi; Chytridiomycota; Chytridiomycetes; Polychytriales
Exons: 2
Coding region: 1-996 (331 amino acids)
Molecular function (GO): acetyltransferase activity
Source: RefSeq, a predicted model, not a curated record
AUGAGCACCACAGAAACCACCGAUCCGUUCGACCGGGCGGCAUAUCUCGGCCGCAUCAACCUGACCGAGGAGCAAAUCCAGGCGUGCCCGCCCCAGUCCUUCGAGCUGCUCAAUCUGCUCCUGUCGAGCCAUCAAUAUGCGAUCGCCUACGAGAAUCUGGCGGCAUGCGGGCAUAUCGAGCCGCAGACCUCGCAUGUCCCCUUUCCCGGGAUCCGAGUCUCGCUGAACCCGAACCACAUCUUCAAAAAGCUUGUCCUGGACCAUCGUGGCGGCUACUGUUUCGAACAAAACAUCCUCUUUGCUCGAGCCUUGGCCGAGUUUGGCUUCACCAGCAUCCAGACCGCCGCCGCCAGGGUCUCGAUCACCACCCGCAACUAUGUCGAUUCAUCCCAGGGCCUCGAGCCCGAGCCUGUGCCGCUCUUGAGCAAGACUCAUAUGAUCCUGCUCGUCAAAGUCGCCGAUGGCCGCACCUAUCUCAGCGAUGUCGGAUUCUCGGGGGCUGGCCAGCCUCGUGGUCCGAUCGAACUGGUCCCGGAUGUCGAGACGUUCUACCCCGACAGCGGCGACCGGUACAAGUUGCGGAAGGCCAACCUGAAGAGCGCUAGCCAACAAUCCCCUGACGACUGGAUUGCUCCUAAAUGGCUGUCAGACCACCACUCUGUCCUUCCCGAGGACGAUGCCAAGGAGUCGGUGUUCUGGUUCCUUCAAUACAGCCCCUCGGUUGGCCGACCCUUCUACGAGAUGUACCUGUUCUCGUCCGACUCUGUGAUGACCCGAAUGGACUAUGAAACCUCCAACUGGUUCACGUCGACCUCACCCUACUCGCCCAUCACCAAUGGGGUCAAGUGCUCCAUCAAUACCCCUACAGGGCGUAACAGCAUGGUGGACUCAGUCUGCAAGAUCCGCGCAAAGGGCAAGGACGUCGUCGAGAUCCAAAUCGUCGAUAAUGCCCACAGAGCCCGAGUUCUGCGUGAAUACUUCAACAUCCAUGUCUGA